Messenger RNA from Quercus lobata, 808 nucleotides. Its product is annotated as glycine-rich protein. NCBI's taxonomy places the organism in Eukaryota, Viridiplantae, Streptophyta, Magnoliopsida, Fagales, Fagaceae. The record is from RefSeq and is a predicted model, not a curated record. Bases 74 to 517 code for a protein of 147 amino acids. The transcript is spliced from 3 exons.
GUAUUUAUUUGUAAUAAAAAAAACAUUUUCAGAAAAACCUGAGACCCUCGAAAAUUGAAAGUAAUCUCGGAAGAUGAAGAAGAAAAGAAGCAGAGAGGAAGGUGAGAAUGAGGAGGAGGAGGAGGAGGCAAAUAAAGGUUUGUUGUGGAAGCUUCCGCAGUUGAGGUCCAAGCAACUGGGUAAGCUGGGCCCCGCCUUCGGCCUCGGCGCUGGCUGCGGUCUUGGUCUUGGCAUCGGCCUUCUUGGUGGUGCAGGGUUUGGUCCUGGAAUUCCUGGCUUGCAUGUUGGCAUUGGAAUUGGUGCUGGAUGUGGGGUUGGUUUAGGGUUUGGCUAUGGUGUGGGAAAGGGUAUUGCUUUGGAUGAGAAUCGGAGAUACUCUAAUGUGGGACAUCUCUCCCGUGGUCCUAUAAAUUUUCCAUCUCAGGAUGAGAUUGGUGCACUAGUUGAUGAGCUUAUUAUUAGCACCAAGAAGGUUAUCCGCGCAACUUCGAGAGAGAUUGACAAGUGGAAAAGAUGAUGUAUAAUCAAAUCAAUUAAUCUAGUACGUCUUAGUUGCUGCCCUCUUGUUGGUUUCUGUAUACAUGCAUUUGCCUGGGCCAAUAUAAAAAAGAUCUUUGAUUUCCAUGCAUGUUUGGUCAUGUAUCUAUUCUGUUCUGGGUUAUUUUUAAAAAAAUUUUCCCUUUCUGUUUUUCUGGAGACAAUUGUCUGUUUUGGUGGAUUCCACUAGCAGUACUUACAAAAAAACUCAUCUCUGUCCAUAGAUGAGACUGGAAAUUUGUUGUCCAAAUGAAAUAAGGUUUGGUUCCAA